UGGUAUAACUGUUGACAUUCAACGAUUAGCGAGCAGUUAUACGUCUGAACGUGUUGGUUAACAGUCGAUAGCUUACGCAGAGGUAUAUUGAUAUAACGCAGUAUGGUAAAGAAAGACAUAACGAAACACCUUACAAAUAUAUGAACGAACGAGUUACCUCCUCUUUCUCCUCAGUCACCGAUUUACCCAACAAAGAUGCAUUAUCAACCACAAAUAUCAACGAUAAGUCCCACGGCACCGCCAUCGUACUCUGAAGCGGUGAGCCAACCGUCUACUUCAAAAAAUAGUUUUCCUCUUCCUCCGUUCGGCCAACAGUCCUACGGUACAAACGUAAAUGUACAGCAGGGAACGUUGGGACAGUAUCCACCAACAAUUCCAAAUAAUUAUUUGGAAUACAAUUCGCCUCAAUCGCCUUACAAUCCUCUAUAUGUACCAAUAGAAACGAAUCAAGUGCAAUCAGUACCACAGUCCUGCGUUGUAACCACUGCAGUCGUAGCUCGUAAAGAUAAAAAUGCUACGUAAAAUGGACGAAACGUCGUGUACAGGAAUGAAAAGAUGGAAUGAGAAAAGGGAAGAUGUGGUAUAUCGUUCACUUUUAUUAUUGAAGCAAUAAAACCUUGGUAAACGAGUAAUAAUUUCGAAGUUGAGCGCCGUUCAGUUUCAGAAGCACUUUUGGCGCCUCUGAGAGAGAAGCUUCUCACACGAAACAUCUAACUCGACGUCACCAUCGUGCCAAUAAGCUUAAGACUACUGAAAUCCUCUUGGAAUAUGGAUCGGUCUUACAGUUUCAGAUAUUUCAGUAUUAUAAAAUAUAGCGACACGUGUCUUAUGGAAAAAUAUGAAAAUCAUAUUUUAUAUUUACUUAUUGUCCCUAUAUAAUUUUAUAAUAAAUGAAUAUAUCUAUACGAUUGAUAUUCUUAGAAAUAUCAGAUGUAUCGUUAGAUACGUGUUUUAAAAAAUGUUAAAUGUAUUAUUGAACGAUUACGAUGAUGAUAAACGUAUAUCGAAAGUUUUGCUUUGUUCUACGUACAAAUUUGUUUUAAUUCGAUUUGGUUAUAUAUAAAAUAUGGUAAUAUAUGAAAUAAACAGCAUUAACAGUCAAUCACGUUGUUUUACGAUAUGAAAUAUAGUAGAUACAAGAACAUGGUUAGCUAACCAAUGACAGUGGCAUAUCUAUGAAAGACCGAACGAAUUCACCAACGGAUAUUCGAUCGGACAUUGACGCUAACGAGAUUUUCUCUCGUCGACUUCGAGGUGAGUACGCCUUGAAAAAUAGAUACCGAUAGAGUUGCAUUUUCGCAUUUUCACGAGGAAAUCCGGUGACGAGGGAAAUCAAAUCUUUCGUUCAGACGAAAGAGAUUCCACGACCCCUAUCCCUAUCCCUUCUGUCGGUUGGUUUUGCGGAAAGAAAAUCAAAUUUUGGAGUAAAUAAUAAUAAAACAUUAUUACGUUCGAAUACUGUACAAUUCUUUGAACUCUUGUGUCACGGUAUAUAUAUCUAAUUCGAUUAUAUCUUUUAGGAUGACUAUCUGUAACAAUUUUUUUUUUAUUACGACGUGUUAUAUUUUCUUUAGAAUAGACUGUGUGAAACGAUAUGUGUAUUUUUUAUGGUACAGAAUAAAAAAUAUACUAAAACGCAAGGGAAUGCUUAGCAAACGCAUGAAAAAAUAAAAAAUAAAAUAACAUAAAAUAAAGUGAAAUAAAUAAAAAAUAAAGAAUGUAAAUUUUUAUCGUAAACAAAUAAUACAAUAUAUAAAAUAAAAUUGUUUUUAUGAACUGAAUA
Vespula vulgaris is the source of this 1783-nucleotide messenger RNA. RefSeq lists its product as uncharacterized. The coding region runs from base 196 to 522 and encodes 108 amino acids. NCBI's taxonomy places the organism in Eukaryota, Metazoa, Arthropoda, Insecta, Hymenoptera, Vespidae. The transcript is spliced from 3 exons. The record is from RefSeq and is a predicted model, not a curated record.